Molecule: messenger RNA, 4714 nt
Organism: Brienomyrus brachyistius
Lineage: Eukaryota; Metazoa; Chordata; Actinopteri; Osteoglossiformes; Mormyridae
Product: 2-oxoglutarate dehydrogenase complex component E1
Exons: 25
Coding region: 331-3489 (1052 amino acids)
Biological process (GO): tricarboxylic acid cycle
Cellular component (GO): mitochondrion; oxoglutarate dehydrogenase complex
Molecular function (GO): thiamine pyrophosphate binding; oxoglutarate dehydrogenase (succinyl-transferring) activity
Source: RefSeq, a predicted model, not a curated record
UCAUGACGCAUGAGGCCCGAGAUUGUAGUUUCUGCUCACGCCGACGUUUCUGGUCAGGAGACACGGAGGGCACGCCGGUCCUGCAGAAUUUUGUACAUAUAGCUACUUGUCUUAAAUAUAUCAUUUGGAAAGAACUGUGUGAUUCAGCGUCGUAAGUAAUUGGAAAAAGACAAAAACAAAGUCGAGACAGGAAGAGGACGCUGCACGUGAAGGCCAGAGGAGCGGUCCGUUUCCGGUGUCCAGGUGUCCAGCUGUGAGCGCUGAGAAGCUCAGACGUGCACGGUCGCAGUUUUGGCGAAGCGGGGGAGAGCUGCGUUCUAACGGACAGCGAUGCACCGCUUAAGGACUUGUGCUGCGCGGCUGCGGCCCCUCACGGCCUCACAAACUGCUCAGAGCCAGCCAUGGCAGAGGCAGCAGGCCACUCCCAGGACGUUCCGGCCUGUCAGGUGCUACACGGCGCCUGUGGCCGCAGAGCCUUUUCUCAAUGGGACUAGCUCCAACUAUGUGGAGGAGAUGUACUAUGCCUGGCUGGAGAACCCCAAGAGUGUACAUAAGUCUUGGGACAUCUUCUUCCGCAAUGCUAACGCUGGUGCUCCCCCUGGCAUGGCCUACCAGAGCCCCCCUCCGCUGGGCUUGAGCCUGUCAGGGCUCCCGCAUGUGCAGACACUAGUGAGCGCGCAGCCCAAUGUGGAGAAGCUGGUGGAGGACCACCUGGCUGUGCAGUCCCUCAUCCGCGCCUACCAGAUCCGCGGGCACCAUGUUGCUCAGCUGGACCCCCUCGGGAUCAUGGACGCCGAUCUGGAUUCUUGCGUCCCCGCUGACAUAAUCACAUCUUCGGAUAAACUCGACCUCAGCGUUUUCAAGGAGCGUCUCAGUAUUCUAACAGUCGGAGAGUUUAAGUCAUUUUUUAAAACUUGUCCGAAUCACCGGGAAAGUGGGUUCUAUGGGCUGGAAGAGUCCGACCUGGAUAAGGUGUUCCGCCUGCCUACCACUACCUUCAUCGGGGGUAAUGAGAGUGCCCUCCCUCUGAGAGAGAUCAUCCGACGGCUGGAGAUGGCAUACUGCCAGCACAUUGGGGUAGAGUUCAUGUUCAUCAACGACCUGGACCAGUGUCAGUGGAUCAGACAGAAGUUUGAGAAGCCCGGGGUGAUGCAGUUCACGUUGGAGGAGAAGAGAACACUGUUGGCUCGCAUGGUCCGCUCUACCAGGUUUGAGGAGUUCCUGCAGCGGAAGUGGUCGUCUGAGAAGCGAUUUGGCCUGGAGGGGUGCGAGUCUCUGAUACCCGCCCUCAAGACCAUUAUCGACAAAUCCAGUGAGAACGGCGUGGAGAAUGUCAUCAUGGGCAUGCCCCACAGAGGUCGCCUCAAUGUCUUGGCCAACGUGAUCCGCAAGGAGCUGGAGCAGAUCUUCUGUCAGUUCGACUCCAAACUGGAGGCAGCAGAUGAGGGGUCUGGUGAUGUAAAGUACCACUUGGGGAUGUACCACCGACGAAUCAACCGAGUCACGGAUCGCAACAUCACAUUAUCUCUUGUGGCCAACCCCUCCCACCUGGAGGCUGCAGACCCCGUGGUGCAAGGGAAGACCAAAGCUGAGCAGUUCUACUGCGGGGAUACUGAGGGUAACAGGGUGAUGUCCAUCCUGCUGCACGGAGACGCUGCCUUCGCUGGCCAGGGCAUCGUGUACGAGACGUUCCAUCUGAGCGACCUGCCAUCCUACACCACUCACGGCACGGUGCAUGUCGUUGUCAACAACCAGAUCGGAUUUACGACAGACCCCCGUAUGGCCCGGUCCUCCCCCUACCCCACCGAUGUGGCCCGGGUGGUCAACGCCCCCAUCUUCCACGUCAACGCGGAUGACCCGGAGGCUGUGAUGUAUGUGUGCAAUGUGGCUGCCGAGUGGAGGGCUACCUUCCACAAGGACGUGGUCGUGGAUCUGGUGUGCUACCGCAGGAAUGGCCACAACGAGAUGGAUGAGCCCAUGUUCACGCAGCCCCUCAUGUACAAGCAGAUCAAGAAGCAAAAAGGCGUCCUCCAGAAGUACGCGGAGAAACUGAUCGCGGAUGGUGCCGUCACCCGGCAGGAGUACGAGGAGGAGAUCGCCAAAUAUGACAAGAUUUGCGAGGAGGCGUACACACGCUCUAAAGACGAGAAGAUCCUCCACAUCAAGCACUGGCUUGACUCCCCCUGGCCCGGUUUUUUCACCCUGGAUGGCCAGCCCAAAAGCAUGAGCUGCCCAUCCACCGGGCUCAGUGAGGAGGAGCUCUGCCACAUUGGGCAGGUGGCCUCUUCUGUGCCUGUGGAGGAUUUCACCAUCCAUGGGGGGCUGACCCGCAUCCUUAAGAGCAGAGGGGAGAUGAUAAAGAACCGCAUGGUGGACUGGGCCCUCGGGGAGUACAUGGCCUUUGGGUCACUGCUCAAGGAGGGCAUCCACGUCCGCCUCAGUGGUCAGGAUGUGGAGAGGGGUACCUUCAGCCACCGUCACCAUGUGCUGCAUGAUCAGAAUGUGGACAAGAGGACCUGCAUACCCAUGAACCACCUGUCCCCCAACCAGGCCCCCUACACUGUGUGCAACAGCUCCCUGUCUGAGUACGGCGUACUGGGCUUUGAGUUGGGUUUCGCCAUGGCCAGUCCCAACGCCCUGGUCCUGUGGGAGGCCCAGUUCGGAGACUUCCACAACACGGCCCAGUGCAUCAUAGACCAGUUCAUCAGCCCCGGCCAGGCCAAGUGGGUUCGUCAGAACGGCAUCGUACUGCUGCUGCCCCACGGCAUGGAGGGCAUGGGUCCGGAGCACUCCUCUGCUCGUCCGGAGAGGUUCCUGCAGAUGUGCAAUGAUGACCCGGAUGUCUUCCCGAAAAUCACAGAGGACUUUGCCGUGCGCCAGCUGUACGACUGCAACUGGAUAGUGGUGAACUGCUCCAACCCGGCCAGCUACUUCCAUGUGCUGAGGAGGCAAAUCCUGCAGCCGUUCAGGAAACCACUCAUCAUUUUCACUCCCAAGUCUCUCCUGCGUCACCCUGAGGCUAAGUCCAGUUUUGACGACAUGUUACCAGGCACUCACUUCUUGCGCCUGAUCCCGGAGGAGGGCCCCGCCACUCAGACGCCCGGAAACGUGAAGAGACUCAUCUUCUGCACAGGGAAGGUGUACUACGAGCUCACCAGGGAGCGCAAGGCCCGUGACCUGGAGGACACGGUGGCCAUUGCUCGCAUCGAGCAGCUGUCCCCGUUCCCCUUCGACCUGGUGAAAGCGGAGACGGAGAAGUACCCGGACGCAGACCUAGUGUGGUGCCAGGAAGAGCACAAGAACCAGGGCUACUACGAUUACGUGAAGCCUCGUAUCCGCACCACCAUCAACCGCACCCGGCCAGUCUGGUAUGCCGGUCGUGACCCUGCAGCUGCGCCUGCCACCGGGAACAAGAAGGCCCACCUGCUGGAGCUGACUCGCUUCCUGGACACUGCCUUCAACCUGGAUGCCUUCAAGGGCCAGGUCUAGCCCCCCUGUCCUUCCUGCGCUGUCCCUGGCUGCAGGGAAGCCUUCUCCUCAACAUCCCCACAUCCGUCCCAUCUGCUCAUACUGGCAAUGCCCGCCCCACCCCACCCCGCCCACCUCGCUGUCUCCCUUAGAAGCACUCUGACAGUGACCAUGCUCUUCUCCGUGGAUGCUUAGCGCCACCUCCAGCAGUUUUCACCACUUCUCCGUUUGCUCUCAUCGCUCAGACCAGGUGCCGUAGCCAUCGUUUCAGCUAAUAACUGUGUCGGGAGUGCGUGGACUGGUCACGUGGCCAGUGGCCUCCUGCUGUAUCUAUGCUGCCCUGUCGUCUGUUAGUGGGAAGUAGGAGCUCGGCACAAAUUGAGUUCUGUUCUUUCGGCGGCAGCACGGCAGGCAUCUUGAAAGCUUUGAUCCUCCUGAUCGCCGCCUUGCAGUGUUAUAGCCCAGGCCUGCCAGCUGCGUCACCUCGUGGGCCCGGCUGCUCUCAAGCAGGCCUAGCAGCUGCUGCUGCUGCACUCCUACAUCACACUGUCAGCCCACCAGCUUCCCCAUGCCAGGUUUUACUUGUUUUUGCUUUAUUUUUAUUUUUUUUUCAAGGUUUAUGGCUUUCCUUAAUUGGAUGACAUUCUUGUUUUUCAUGGUCCCGGUUUGCCUAGUGGCAAGGAGCUGUCAAAAAACAUGCCUUUGUAUUUGAAAUCUGGUUUCAAAACAGCUGUUGUGCACAUUUUCUCCCUGGCUGAAAUACCAAGGAUAUGGAAUGGCUAAAAAAAAAAACUAACUUGUAUGAUUUGCAUUUGUAGCUGUAUAUAAAUAUGUCCACUAGAGGUUGUACAUUGUGAAUACAGGGAAUGGGGGUGACAUCAAUGGGGCAAGAGCUGACUGGGAGUGAAGCUGAGCGUCACUCCCAAGGGUAAGGGGCUCAGCAGCACUCCACAGCGCCCCCUGCUGUCUGCUCCCUCACGGCAGUGAUUUUGGCGCAUUAAGGUUCCGCUCCCUUCCCCUCCCUUUUUACUAACCCCGCUGUGCCAAAAACUGUAAUUUUACCUAAAUUAAGGGUAUUUGUGUAAGUAGGGGAAUCAAUUUUCCUGUAUAAUGGUAUUUCCAUGGCAAAGAACUACAAAAAUACACACUCUGGAUCUUCACGGGACAAAACCAUCUUAUUUAUUUUCCAUUAAAAUUUUAUUUCAUUGUACUUUGCUUCGUUCAAUAAAACAUUGUCUUCUCAUAA